UUCCUCAACACGACGUCGUUUUCAGGUUUCUCCUUAAUCGGCGACCUAAAUUGAUUUCACAGUGACGAAGACAGUCUCAGAAUCUUCUAGACGAAACCACACUCUUCUCCAUUCUCUCUUUUUUAUUUCAACGCAGCUUUCUCCUUCUCGUCUCCGAUCGUGUAACUUAAACAUACUCUCUGUUACUAAAACAAACAAAGCUUACGAAACCUAAAAAUGGCGGAUCAAGCUAUGACGGAUCAAGAUCAACAAGGAGCUGUUACUCUCUACAGCGGAACAGCCAUUACCGACGCUAAAAAAACCCAUCCCUUCUCAGUCAAGGUUGGGUUAGCUCAAGUACUCCGCGGCGGCGCCAUUGUCGAGGUUUCUUCUGUCAACCAAGCUAAGAUCGCUGAAUCCGCCGGCGCAUGUUCUGUCCUCGUCUCCGAUCCGGUUCGAUCUCUUUCCGGUGUUCGUCGUAUGCCGGAUCCUGUCCUCGUCAAAGAAGUGAAACGAGCCGUCUCUGUACCUGUGAUGGCGCGAGCUCGCGUCGGUCAUUUCGUCGAAGCUCAGAUCUUGGAGUCUCUUGCGGUUGACUACAUUGACGAGAGCGAGAUCAUCUCUGUAGCGGAUGAUGAUCAUUUCAUCAACAAACAUAACUUCCGAUCUCCGUUCAUUUGUGGUUGUCGUGAUACAGGUGAAGCUUUGAGGAGAAUCAGGGAAGGUGCUGCUAUGAUUAGGAUCCAAGGUGAUUUAACUGGAACAGGUAACGUUUCGAAGACUGUUAAGAACGUUAGGUCGUUGAUGGGUGAAGUUAGGGUUUUGAACAAUAUGGAUGAUGAUGAGGUGUUUACUUUUGCUAAGAAGAUCUCGGCUCCGUAUGAUCUUGUUGCUCAGACUAAGCAGAUGGGUAGGGUUCCUGUUGUUCAGUUUGNAAGAUAA
Camelina sativa (false flax) is the source of this 921-nucleotide messenger RNA. The record is from RefSeq and is a predicted model, not a curated record. Lineage: Eukaryota; Viridiplantae; Streptophyta; Magnoliopsida; Brassicales; Brassicaceae.